AUGGACAGUGAGAGGAACGCGCUGGUGCUUGACGUCUUCCCGCGGCUGCGUCGCUGGGCGGUGGAGGCCGGGCUGCGUGUCAACAUCCUGGAGGUGGACCUGCGCUGGGGCAUCACCGAGGACGCGUCGAGCGCCAACCUGUCCCUCUCCGUCUGCCUCAAUGAGGUCUCGCGGUGUUCCCCGUUUUUUCUGGGCGUGCUCGGUUCCCGCUACGGGUACUGCCCGCCCACCUUGUUUCACCGUGUCGACGAGGACGUGGACGCGGAGGACUUCACGUGGCUGCAGCAGCUCCCACAGGAAAACCCGGCGCGGAUGUCGGUGACGGAGAUGGAGAUGCGGCACGCACUGUUCACCGCGGCGCGUCGCACAGGGCAGGCCGUGCCGCGCACCAUGGCCUUCUUCGUGCGCGACCACGCCGCGUUGAUGGCGUCGUUGGCCGUGGAAGACCGGGAGGCGUACGCCCCCGACACCCCGACGACGAUGCAGUCGCUCUCAAGGCUUUCCGGCUACCUGGAGGCGCAGGGAGCCGCGGUGGUUGCCUACACGGCAACCGGCACCAGCUCGGGCUCCGGCCCCUUCUCUGCCAUCUCGAUGCCCUCCACCAAGAAAUCCGCGUUGCACGUGCCGCUCGACGUCACCGACUUCGCGCGCAAGGCGUUCGUCGCGCUGAAGUCUAUUCUUUUGCGGCACUGCGGCCUCCCUGACGACGCCGGGGAGUCGCUGCGGAGCCUGAGGGAGCACGCCAAUCAAAAGCUGCAGCCGCAGCGCCAGGGUGGCGGCGUUUUGAAGCGAACAGACAACGGCGGGGCGCUGUACGAGGAAGAGUACAUGGACCAGAUCAGCUUUGCGACGACCCUGCUGAAGACCUUCGUGCCCCCGAUGGGUCUCCUGGAGAAGUUGUCCCUCUUCGCCCUCGUGGGUCGGCUCCCGACCGAGGCCGGCGCUUCCACGGCGACUACGGCUGAAAGCAGCUUGACAAACAUCGCACGCGCGCCUGACACUCGAGACCGCGACAAAACCCCCAACGUGCUCCUCUUGCAGGGCUCCGAGGGAAAUGGGUUGUCCGCCGCAGCCGCGGCCGUUGCGGCUCACGUCGCCCACUUGGAGGAUCCGAACGUUAUGGUCCUGCACUUCGCCUGUCAAGCCAGCGACGGAAGUCUGCGGCGGUUGGUGUACUACCUUGCCUUUUCGCUGGUGUACCGCCUCCGACUGGAGGAGGACUUCUGUGUGCGGGAGAGCGACUCUGUCACGACGCUGCUGCCACUCCUGCCGCGCGUGUACGCGGCGGCGAUGAAGAAGAAGCAGGUGUGCGUCAUCCUUGACGGCCUCGACAAGUCCUCCUUCGCGGCGGAGAUACUACGCAACCUUGGCUGGAUUGUGCCUCCCGGCACCGCGCCGGAGGUUCGCUUCCUGGUCACGACCACGCCGAGCAGCCCCUUCGCCGCCGCGCUCAAGUCGCGCAUGCUGCCGGCGUUGAGCCUCACUUUGCCCGACUUGAGCCUGUCAGAGCGCGCCGAACUCGUGCGUCGCCACCUGGCCUCAUACGGCAAGCGGCUGCAGGAGUCCUUCCGCGUGAACGAGCUCAAGCUGCUGCUGCGGAAGACGGACGCCAAACAGGCCUCCUACCUCACCUACGCCAUCACCUACCUCCGCCUCUUCAGCUUCUUUGACACACUGCGGGCCGACAUCGCCCGGCUGCCCUCCACCCUCGCCCAGCUGCACGCUGAAACGUACAAAAAGCUGGAGGAGCGGUUUGACGCGGAAACCUGCCGCGCGGUCCUUGUCUCCCUCUACCUCUCGCAGAGCCUCUCCGGGCUGAAGGAGCACAACCUCUACCGCCUCGUCUCCAACGUCGCCGGUGCCUCCCGCCUCGUCGCGCUGCUCACGGGGACGUGUCUGCGGGUGGCGCGCAAGCGCGUGCGGAUUGCGAAUGCCUCGUUUGAGGCCUCCAUCGCGGCGCGCUACCUUCCCCGCUCCUCCGACCUCGUGGACGCCUGCGCCAACAGGCUGGUGGCCGAGUUGUACUUCCGCCCGCUCGCCACAGGCGCGGGCCGGUAUGAGAUCCGCGAGAGCAUCCGCCUCGCCGUGGAUUCCAUCAAGCGUGGCCCGCAGGAGACGUGUGUGUUUCGUCCCCAGCGCUACUCGCCCUCGCAGCUCCUCGCCCUGCUUCACUUUGCGCUGCGCACGAAGGAGUACGACGCGUUUGCGGCGCUCGCCGCGUAUGUGCCUUUCAUUGAGUACCUCAUCGUGACUGCGACGUACCUGCAGCGGUUUAUGAAUCUGCUGUCGCAGGCCACGAUGGCGAACUCGCUGCUGGCGCGUCGACUCCACCCCAUCCUCGAGUUUAUGCAGAGCGAGUACCACGUCCUGCUGGAUCGCCCCAGUCUUUUGCGGCAGUGCAUCUGGAACUCGCCGGGCUGCAGUAAAAUUUUACACGGCCUCGACCACGACCGCCGCGGGGAGCACGAUGACGCGGGCGGCAGCAUCAUCCGUGGCGAGCGGAAUUCCACGACGUGGGUGCGGUGGAUGAACCCCAGCCAACACGGAGAGGAGGGACGCACCAUCACGUUUCCCUCGACCGAGCCGCUGCACUGCCUUGUUCUGAGCGAUGACGGGAAAUUCAUGGCCGCCGGCGGGGAGGACAUGACGGUGCGAGUGAUGCCGCAAGGUGCGCUGGAGCAGAUUACGGCGUCACUAAAUCACACAGCCCCCGUCACCGCCAUUGCGUUCCUGCCACACCAGUCGCAUAUUUUGCUCACGGGGUGUGGGCGCGGUGUGCUACGGGUGUGGAGCCUUGAGGAUAACAGUCUGUUACAGCAAGGGCAGGCGGGGCACACGCGAUGCAUUUCAUCCCUCGCCUGUCAUCCUACAAGCAGCGUUGUUUGCUCUGGCAGCCACGAUGGACGCUGUGCGCUGUGGCACGUUGUGAGCAGCGUGGCGGAGUCUGUGGUGCGGUCAAGUCUGCAGCCGAUGCAAAUUCUGAAGCAUCACACGGCGCCCGUUUCGUGUGUGGCGUACCACAGCUCGGGCGAGAUACUGGCGACGGGAUCGUGGGAGGGGCGUGUGUAUUUCAUUAACAUGGAGCGCAGCAUGGAGGAUGCAGGCGCGUCGGCGGCGCCGCUGGCGUACGUGCACCAGGUCCUGGAGACGCGGAGCCCUGUGCGUGGGCUUGCGUUCCUGCCCUCGAUGGUGGUCACGUGUGCCGUGGCGCUCUACAGUGGGGACGUAUGCCUCUACGACUACGCCUCCGCCUCCUGCAGUGCGCGGUUGGCGCUGCAUGCCGGCAUCCCCAUCGCCUCCCUUGCCUUCUCGCCGGACGCAAAGCUGAUGGCCUCGGCAAACGAAAAUGGAAACGUACGCGUGACAUACGCCGGCGUUGCGGGGACAGUCAUGUCGACGCUCAACGGCCAUCGCCGGGCUGUGACCAGUGUCGCCUUCCAUCAGCAAGAGCCCUCCACCCUCUUCACCUCCUCGGUGGAUAAUAAUCUCAAGGAGUGGUGCAUUGGCCAGAGUAGCGAGCCCCGCUACACGGGGCUGCGUGGGACGCACGCCAUGAGUGUGACUGCGUGUGCGGUGGCCUCGGAUGGCUCCUUCUUUGUCACGGGCGACAUGGACGGUACGGCGUUUGUCUUUGCAAGCCGCCAGGUCGUCGGAGGCGGGGCCUUUGAAGGCACCGGAGCCAAGGAUGACUUUUUUGUCCCCCAUUUUGUUCUCUCGCACGAGCACGACCGGGUCUCGUGCAUCCGCGUGGUGAUGCAAAACAGCCGCAUCCUCUGCGGGACGGCGGGCGGGGAGGUGUUUGUUUGGGCCGCCUCGCCCGGGCUCAACCACCGCGAGGGACGCCUGCUGCGGCGCAUUCGCGUGGCGGGCAAGGGCACGUACCCCGUUAUUUUUAUAGAGUGCGUGGAGGAGCUUGCGUCUAGCGUCGGUGGGGAGUGCCAGGAGGACGCGUUGAAUGCCUCAAAGUCUCACCGUCCCCUCUACGGGCGGGCCACGGCGUUGACGACGGAUGGGGCGAUGGCAGCAUGGGCGAUGUACGGCGACGACGACGGGCUCACGCUUGCUCUGGAAGAUAAAUCCUCCGAUGAGGCGCUGCACGGCGACGGCGAGGCAACGGGGACGAAUGCACACUCUGUCGCUUCGCAUCAGACGAAUGCGUCUUCGGAAGUUACCUUCGGCGCUGGUCCGGCCCUCCAUCGUGACGGGAGCUAUGUUGAGGAGGCGCUCUCCUCGUGUAGUGAAUCUCCUGGCAGCGGCAGUGAACAGUCUUCCCGAUCAACUCAGGAAACGCGUCGGGGUGACCAUGCGGCAGGUGUGCCGCAGAGGCGGGAGUCGGAUGGCGACAGCAGCACAACCGACGAGGCGCUGAAGGCGGCCCCGCAGCGCGCGGUCCUUCGGUGGGUGGAUCAAGCUGAAAGUCUUCACGGGGACGCGGGAUUGCGGCACGCCUCACCUUACACCCCGUCUACGAGCGAAAGCGCAUUUCCGAUGCUGCCGAAUGAUGCGGAGGAAAUAUUGGCAGCCGUCUCUUUCAUCAGCCGUAGUCAAGGCAGCCGGUCGGAGCUGAGUGCCUCGGGUGAGGCGACGGAGACGCAGGAGGCCGCCUCCAGUGCGCGUCAGCGCGCGGGGUUGCUGUGGGGGCACUACAUCGUUGUGGGUCGCUUCCGCUGCCAUUUGGCUCUGGCCGACCUCCAGCGGGUGGUGCUGCUGCCCGUGCAGGACCCGCUGCAACUGCUGUCUGCGGUUCGUGACGGUGCCUCGCCCUGCAACAGGACCAGCAGCGGCGGCGGCGGCAGCAGCAGCAGCGACAACAGCUACGCGCUAAAAAAGGGGGACUUCUUCCUUUGCGCGAGCGACUGCAUCCGAGUGAAGUCCGCUUGGGACGCGGAAGCCGACGACGACGACGACGACACCAACAGUUCCUCCGCCGUCCUCUUUGCCCUAGGCACAAACUCUGGCACGGUGUUGCUUCUCGAGGCCGCGUACGAGGCGGCGGACGCGGAAGACCUCUCUUCGGUGGACGAUGCGUCGCUGGCGAGCUUGGCGCUAAAGGAGCAGCGGCGUACGCGCCUGACGCUGCGGCACACCACAGACAUCGUCGGCAACCACGGCAAGCCAGUUGCGGUGGACUCCCUCGCCCUGACGGCGCAAGCCGCGGCCACGCAGGACUCCGGGGUGUGGCGGGAUGCACGGACCACGCUGCGGGUGGUGGUGGGCGGCCGUGACGGCUCCACACGCCUCUACACCGUCUUCCCGUUUCGUGACAUGGAAGAGGCGACCCCCGCGACAAGCGCCAUCUGCAAGGGAGAGGCGGGUGCGGAGAGUGAGAGCAAAAGGAACGGUGAGGAGGAGGAGGAAGGCGGUGACUCGGAGAGCGAGACGCAGGAUCUCAUGUGCAAAGAUCUUUGGAAUGAGCAGGGCAUCUUCUUUGCCUCAUCCGGCGUCACUGUCGUCACUGUGCUGCGGAUGCCUGGGAGCGCGCCCUCGCUGCGUGCCUGCAUGGGUGCGGCCGUGGGAAGCAGUGCUUUUCUGCCGCCCUCUGGCUCCCCAGAGACCGCGGCGGCAGCUGCGCCGCCGCCUCAGCAUCUCAUAUACAUCGCUGGUGACUGGCUUGGAAAUGUGUACCAGCUGCAACUCGAGCGGAAAGGCGAUGUGAAACAAAAGAGGAGCAUCGUCAAGCCGCUCACGGCUUCAUGUUGGAUGGCCGAACGCAAUUUGCCGGAUGCUCUUCACUGGUCGGUCGCCGUGGGUGCGGAGCGGGAGAAGAAGGGCUUGCAGGGGGAUGCCCUCUUUUUCCAGCCUCCGGAUCGCGCCGAGGAGGCUGCUGUGGCGAGGCGCGUGCGUCAAACGAUGGAGUGGCGUCGCGAAAAGCGUCGCAUUACAUCGAUGUUCUUGCCGCCCGCAGCAAAUCCAGCGGCGGCGUUGGCCAGCGGCGAGGCCGCCAGGGACUGCCCAAUAAAGUCAGGGCCCGUACUUCCACAAUUUCCCUUGGGUUCUUCUCCGUCUGCUGGCGCGGCUGCGGCAGCCGCUUUCGCGGAGGGUGUGCCGCCGUACGAGCGGAUCCUCGAAAAGAUGCCGGCCGGCUUGGACCCGUCGCAGCGGAGCGAGUGGCUGCAGCAGCGUCAGCGUCUUCUUGUGGAGGCACUGCAGGCGCAAAGGAACGCCGUGAAGGCACGUGCAGUGCUUGCGGAGUAUUCAAAGGAUACCUUGCUCUCCUUGGGAGCCUCGCUCUCGCUGUGA
Molecule: messenger RNA, 6240 nt
Organism: Trypanosoma conorhini
Lineage: Eukaryota; Euglenozoa; Kinetoplastea; Trypanosomatida; Trypanosomatidae
Product: telomerase-associated protein
Exons: 1
Coding region: 1-6240 (2079 amino acids)
Molecular function (GO): protein binding
Source: RefSeq, a predicted model, not a curated record